Aspergillus homomorphus CBS 101889 is the source of this 1536-nucleotide messenger RNA. RefSeq names its product Metallo-dependent hydrolase. Bases 1 to 1536 code for a protein of 511 amino acids. The record is from RefSeq and is a predicted model, not a curated record. The transcript has 3 exons. Gene Ontology annotation, molecular function: hydrolase activity, acting on carbon-nitrogen (but not peptide) bonds. Lineage: Eukaryota; Fungi; Ascomycota; Eurotiomycetes; Eurotiales; Aspergillaceae.
AUGCCGUCGCUACUUCUGCAAAACGCAACAAUCCUAGUCCCCACCGGCGACAAGAAUGACUAUGUCGUUCCUCUGCGCAACCACUCCUUGCUCAUCGAGGGGAAGAAGAUCGCGCAGAUUGCACCAGACAUCAAACCACCUUCGCAAUCGACUCAGAUCAUCGACUGUACCGGGAAGAUCAUCUCCCCCGGCUUCAUCGACACGCACCACCAUCUCUGGCAGACUCAACUGAAGGGCCGCCAUGCCGAUCACACACUGAUCGAGUAUAUGCCAACGGGAAACCUGCAGCAGGUCAACUACACAGCGGAGGAUAUCUUCUGGGGUCAGCUCGGGGGCUGCCUCGAGGCCUUGGAUGCGGGCACCACCACCGUGGUCGACCAUGCGCAUAUGAAUGUCACUCCGGUGCACUCAUCGAAUGGUCUCGCGGCCACCGUCUCCUCAGGCAUCCGCUCCAUCUUCUGCUACACCCCCACCGCGACGGUCAAGACCUGGAAGCCCGAAAUCGAGAUGAACACCAACAUGCUCGAUGACUGGGUCGUCGAGCAGCUUGAGGAGCUGGCGACAGCUGCCCCCUUCGGCGACGGUCGCGUACACAUAGGUCUUGCUUUCGACGGGCUCUUUCUACCGAAAGAGGUGGUCGUCGCGUUGUAUGACCGAGCCCGCAAAGCUGGCGUCAAAACAAUCACCACCCAUUAUGUGGGUCAAUAUCUCAGUAAGCCCGACCUUGGACUUUCGUACAUGACAGGUACUGACGAAGCAGGCGACCAAUCGCUAAUUGACACCCUCGACGACUAUGGUCUCCUGGGCCCCGACAUCCUCCUCUCGCACGGCAACAAUCUUACACCCAGCGACAUCGACAAACUCGCCAAAGCAAAAUCCUGGAUCUCCGCCACCCCUGACACAGAGAUGCAGAUGGGCCACGGAAACCCCGUCUGCUUCCAAGACGGCUGCACAAACCUCUGCGCGCUCGGCAUCGACUGCCACAGUAACAACUCGGGCGACAUUGUCACGCAGAUGCGACUCGCGUUGCAGAGCGAGCGCGCCCGCCGGAACGAGAAGCUCCUCGCGCAGGGUAAACAUAUGCGGUCGCUGGACGUGUCGGUUCAGGAUGUCUUCCGGCUCGGGACGAUCCAAGGCGCCCGCGCGAUCGGCAUGGGAGAUCAGCUUGGCUCGAUCGAAGUCGGUAAGCUUGCUGAUCUCGUUAUCUUCGAGGGUGACAGCCCGGCGAUGAUCUGCGCUGCGGAAAAACAUCCCAUAGCCGCCAUCGUGCUCCACUCGUCUGUGCGUGAUGUGGAUACUGUUAUUGUGGAUGGGCAGAUUCGCAAGCGCGCAGGACGGUUGGUGCCUGUGGAUAUUGAUUCCUCGUUCCCAGACGUAAGCAUCGCAAAGAAGAGCGUGGAAUGGAAGGACGUGGCGAGGGAAUUGAUGGACAGUCAGGAAAGGAUCGAAGUUGCGGGGAUGCAAGCUGGGGCUAUGGGCGAUCGGUUGACGGAGGCGAUGAAAUUAUUUCAUAUCGACUCCAGCAAGUUUGUGUGA